This is a messenger RNA of Medioppia subpectinata, 1605 nucleotides long. The record is from the annotation of a GenBank genome assembly. Lineage: Eukaryota; Metazoa; Arthropoda; Arachnida; Sarcoptiformes; Oppiidae.
UUGCAAAUUGUAUCCAUAAUAUCGUAAAUAAUGGAUUAUAAAUUGUUUGUCAUAUUUAUAAUUGCAUUAAAUAUGCGCCAAAUAUUUGGUGCAUUUCAAUACCCAGCGGUCAAAAGAGACGAUAGCUUUUCUAAAGACUAUUUUGGCACAACUGUGAAAGAUCCGUACCAGUGGUUAGAAUUUCCGGACACCGAUGAAACCAAAAGGUUUGUGACCGACCAAAACGGUGUCACUAAACCAUACGUUGAGACCAAUCCAUACCGAAAAGAAAUCACCAAAAAUUUCGAAGAUCUCUAUAAUUAUCCCAAAUAUGGCAUUCCGUCCAAAAAGGGCACCAAAUAUUACUAUUCGGCUAAUUCUGGUCUUCAGAACCAGAAUAUCAUAUACUCGACGGAAUCGUUGCAAUCGGCAGAAGAGCCCAAACUAUUCUUAGACCCGAAUCUGUUGAGCAGUGAUGGGACGACAUCUCUUCAGUUCACCUCAUUCUCCAAAGACGGCAAAUUCUGCGCCUAUGGUAUCAGUAAAGGCGGCUCCGAUUGGAUCACUAUUAAGAUCAAAGACACGGAAACAUUGGCCGAUUUGACGGAUGAGUUGAAAAAAAUAAAAUUCUCGUCUACUUCUUGGACUCACGACAAUCUGGGCUUUUUUUAUGCGCAAUACGACGAGUACGACGGGACGGGUGAGGGAACUGAUCCGGAACCGCCCAAGAAUCAGAAACUAUUCUACCAUAAAGUGGGAACACUGCAGACCGCGGACAUCAUGAUCACUAAAUUUGUAGAUAAACCUGAUUGGUUAAUAGGAACACCAGUAGUGAGCGAUGACGGGAAAUACGUGCAUAUCUUUCCACAGGAGGGCACGUCGACCAGCGCCUGGUAUUACGCAAAACUGGUCACUCCGGUCACCGCAGAGCUGACCUUCACUGCCGUCAAAGACAAAUCGGACGGCGAGUACUAUUACGUGACCAGCGAUGACAACUUGGUUUACCUGCGAACCAAUAAGAAUGCCCUUAAAUUCCGUGUGGUUAGAGUGGAUCUCGAUAAACCGGAUGAGGCCAAUUGGGAAAACAUAGUCCCCGAACACGCCAUCAGUGUAUUGAACGACGCGGUGGCCGUCGCUAAUGACUAUCUGGCCGUCGUAUACAUGAGAGAUGUCGUGCAGAUCAUUGAAAUACAUAAUCUCAAUGAUGGCAGAUAUCUGUGGGAUAUCGACACUCCCAUCGGCACAGUUGGCGGUCUGAGUGGUGAUCGAGACGGCAAAGAAUUAUUCUACAAAAUGACAUCGUUUCUCAAUCCCGGAAUUAUAUAUCGAUACGAUUUCAACACUAAUCCCAACACUAUUAGCGUGUUCAAGUCAUCGGUGAUCGCGGGUUUGGAUACGAGUGAAUUUGAGACCAAUCAGGUCUUCUACGCGAGCAAAGACGGCAAAGUGAAAGUUCCCAUGUUUUUGGUCCAUAGGAAGAAUAUCAAACUCGAUGGCUCUAAUCCCACCCUAUUGUACGCUUAUGGAGGCUUCAACAUCAAUAUUCAACCAGGAUUUGAUCCGUUGGGCACUUUUUUCAUUAAACACUUAAAUGGUAUCUACGCGGUGGCCAAUAUCAGAGGCGGC